Trichomonas vaginalis G3 is the source of this 2262-nucleotide messenger RNA. Its product is annotated as adaptin, alpha/gamma/epsilon family. Gene Ontology annotation, molecular function: clathrin-cargo adaptor activity. Gene Ontology annotation, cellular component: membrane coat; AP-1 adaptor complex. Bases 1 to 2262 code for a protein of 753 amino acids. Gene Ontology annotation, biological process: intracellular protein transport; receptor-mediated endocytosis; Golgi to vacuole transport. The transcript has a single exon. The record is from RefSeq and is a predicted model, not a curated record. Lineage: Eukaryota; Parabasalia; Trichomonadida; Trichomonadidae.
AUGAGUCGAACUGCGAAGACCUUUAUCGACAAAGUCAUUCGCUGCGAGAUUUCCACUCAAGCAGAUAUCAUCACAGAGGAACUCGCUGCAAUCAGGAACCGUUUUAUUAACGAAGAUCGUUCCAACUUCGUUGAAGACAUCAUUAAACUUAUGUUUUUGACCGUUCGUGGUUACAACACCGCUUUCUGUCAAGUUCAGCUUAUGUCACUAUUUUCUAAUCCGCAUUUCAGCUUCAAGCGUAUUGCUUAUUUAGCCGCUUCUAUCAUCAUUGAUGAAGGUGGUGAAUUAGCAGUUAUGCUUACACAAGAAGUUCAGAAAGAUCUUAAAAGUAACGACCGUCAUAUUGUUUUAAUUGCAUUACAAUACAUUGCAAACGCCGGCGAAACAACACUUUGCCAAACAGUUAGUGGUGAUAUCCUGAAUCUUCUUGAUUCACAAGAUCCACUCAUUCUCAAGGCCGCUAUCAUGGCAGCAGUCCAUACUAUCCGAUUAUUACCCGACACAGCAGAAUCAUUCAAACCAUUUGUUGGCAAACUUGUUCUUCACCAAGAGCACGGCAUUUCCAUUGCAGGCAUCAACUUGGCUAUGGCAAUCUACCACAAAGACCCAAGUUCUAAAGAGAAGUGGGUUCAACUUGUUCCACAGAUUGUUAAGAACCUUCGUGGCCUUGUUUCACAACUUUCAUCGAGCGAAUACAUUCACGUUGGCAUCAACGAUCCCUUCUUAAAGAUCAAGUUACUUGACUUCCUAGGCAUCAUCGGCGAAAAGUCCGGUGAAGUUGAUGAGCUUCUCACCAAAUACAUCACGUCAUUAUCUACAGGCAAUCAGAAGGGCAUUUCAAUCCUUCAGUCCGCGAUCGACGCCGCAUCUAACUGCGCUCAGAAGGAUACAUUGCGUGCACUUGGCAUCAACGAAAUCGGCAAGAAAUUAUCAACGAACUCCAAUUCUACUAUCUACAGUGCUUUAUCAUGUCUUUCAAGACUUCUUUUCCGUAACAAGAUCUUCAAUCGCGAGAGUGCUGAUGCUGUCGCCAUUCAACGUUACCAAGAAUCCAUCAUUCUUCUUCUUGACAAUCCAGACAAUUCAAUCCGUCGUCGUGCUCUGGACGUCAUCUGCGCUCUUGUCAACCACGACAACGCGGCGGAAAUCAUCCCUAAGAUGUCGGGAUACCUUAAAUCUGUCGAUCUUGACUUCCGUCUUGAGAUGGUUCCAAAAGUUCUUUCUGCGAUCCAAGAAUUCGCACCAAACGUCAUGUGGAACUUCGACCAGCAACUUGAUCUUCUUCUUAAGUCCGGCAGCGUCUUCCCAACAUCAUCAUUAUCUACAUUCACAAACCUCGUCCUUGCUAACCAAGAAAUCCAACCACACGCUAUCAGUGUUUUAUCCAAUGCAUUGAUCGCAUACCCAGAGAACCAAACACUUAUCCAAGCAGCAUCAUUUGUUAUUGGAGAAUUACAAAACGACUCUAGCAUGAACGACAUCCAGACUCUUUACACUCUUACUAAAGUCCAUCACUCUAACGAAGAAACACUUGGUUACAUUCUCAUUGCACUUGCCAAAUUAGGUGUUCGUUUGAAUGAACGUCAACGUGUUUGCCAGAUCCUUGACGAAGUUAUUCACUCUAACUCAGUUGAUACUCAGCAGCGAUGUGGUGAACUUUCACGUAUUCUUCGUCGUCAAGAUUUAACACCAUUAUUAGAUCCUCUUCCAGUUGAAUCUCCAGAAUCUACAGAACAGUCAGCAUCAUCAGCACAAACGACAUCACCAAACACAUCACUUAACGGCAUCGAUCUUCUUCUCAACACAUCUCCUUCAUCUCCAUCACCAUCUCCAUCACAGGAAGGAACAGCCAAAUCUCCAGCUGCACAAAAAGUCGAAGUUAAGCAAGAUAGUAUUACACCACCUAAGAAUUCCGUUGAAGCUGCUCGUACACAAGAUUACGUUGUCUACUUCGAGAUUGCACCAGUGAAAGGUCUUCCACGUCUCAUGGUUCGUUCUACUACAUUCGGUCUUGGUUCUAAAGCACUUCACAACUUCAAGAUGCAGUUUGGCGUUCCCGCCGGCUGGAGCGUCGCCACACAGAACCCAUCUAGUGACGUUCUUGAUCCAAUUGGUGGUAAACCUAUUGUUCAACUUGUCUGCUUGGAGAUGCGUACUAAAGUUAAGUUAGUUGUUAAAGGUUUAGUUCAGUACCUUUAUGGUUCACAGCCACUUCAAGACACAAUCACAUUCAACAAUAUUUUCGAAAAGUUCGGUGUUUGA